UAUUAGUUGCACGUAACAUAAGUCUUUUUAAUUUUAAUUUUUAAUUAAUUAAUUUUUUACUCUGAUACUUUUCUAAAUUCUUGUCGAGAUGUCACAACCAAUGGCUUGGAAUAUGGAUAAAUUAACUUGCCCCUAUAUCUGUCCGAACGCACCGCCGAGUAAUUUUGACAAGCCGGUCUAUUUAAAAGGUGGCCAUAGAAAAUCCCAUGACAAUCCUUUUGCUUCUCCAUACGUCCCUGGUUCUGUCCAACCACCGGAGAAGAAACAAUACCCUCCUGAUGCACCACCGCGGUACCUCCCUCAGCAAACGGACAGCACGAGUGGGGACGUCCUCGGCAUGGGACCCAUUGGACCGUGGGCUGCUGGCCACUUAGACUGGACUCCUCAAGCUGGGAUGACAGGUGUCCGUCCUGUAGUAGACAAGUAUUCCAUCACACGUUACUCUACUGGAGAAUGGAGACGAAAUAACUUACGCACUUUAACUCCAAGAGCUACCGACAAGGCUAAAGCUUUAGACACCUCUAUUAAAGGGGAUUUAGCAAAAGCUAUAAAAGGCAUGGACGACAUGCAAGAUGGUUGUAACAAAAAAUUAAAAACGAGAGUCAAGACUUUGGCUCAUUGGAAGAAACAGGUGCAGAAUACACUUAAAGCUAUAAGCGAUGAGAUUGAAACAUUAGAUGCCAACAGACAAAAAUUAAAAAGUGCUAGUAGAAUAUUAAUGUUGCCUGAAGCAAUUUCUAGAGAGUGCUUAGAGCUUCGGACGUUCAGAUAUGAACCAGAUUUGGUGAGAGAUGAUGCUGAACAAGAAUUAAUUAAAGAAGUGUCUAUUGUUGGAGAAAUAAGAAGAGUCUUCCAAGAAACUCUAGCCAAGGUCGAGGUACAAAUGGCGAAUAACAGAGCUGCUAAGGCAGCUAUUGAGAUUGAUUGGAGCGACAAGAUAUCCACUUUGAAAAUAGAUAAUCAAAAUUUGAAUUUAACACCCGAUUCUAAUCUAAUACUCCAUCAUCCAGGUGUCGCUCGUUGGCCGGAGAACGCAACAAGUUUAGAGUAUUGGGAACAUUAUUGUAAAGAGAGUAUUAGAAAUUGCGAGGAAGUAAGACAGAAAUCUGAAAACUUGCGAGGAGACUUAAUGACAAUUAUUGUCAAAGGAUCCCAGGACAUGAAAAUUCAAGGUGAUAGAACUAAUCUCGCGUUGGCAGAAACAGUGUCCGCUACAGAACAGCUUUGCGCAAAACUAGAGGAAACUUUAAAGGACAAUUUGAAAACAAUCGCAGAUGUGGAAAAUCUCAUUGAUUACUUGAAGGAAUCAUUAAGGAAUAUAGACGAGCGUGACAAACUGUCUAAUACGAGGCUACUCAACAGAAAUUACGGGCGCCCCAACGUAGAGAACUGUCGGGAUGAAGCUCAAUAUGGUUUGAUGGGAGAAGCCAAGUUUAUCAAAGAAACCGCAGACUCUUUAAAGGGUAAGCUGAGAGAGGCUGAAGCGGUGAGAGCGGAACUUAUGAAGUAUAGAGGUGAAUUGGAGAAGGAUAUAGCUUGUAAAAGGAAGAGUCUCAAUAUUGAUCAAGAUAGAAUAGCUCGGGUACGCGCACAUUUACCCACUCCAGAGGAAUUUGCCAAUGCUUGAGAAGGCCAGGAUUUUUAAGGAUUAUA
Molecule: messenger RNA, 1653 nt
Organism: Spodoptera litura
Lineage: Eukaryota; Metazoa; Arthropoda; Insecta; Lepidoptera; Noctuidae
Gene: Tektin-A
Product: testis specific tektin
Biological process (GO): cilium assembly; cilium movement involved in cell motility
Cellular component (GO): microtubule cytoskeleton; nucleus
Source: RefSeq, a predicted model, not a curated record